GGAUUGUGGGUUCAUUGCGGUUGCUGAAAAAGCCGUCGGAGUGAGACCUCUCGCCUCGUUGCGCUCUCUGACGGCAGCUUCAGCUCGGCUAGCAGCUCGAGCUAAUCCUGCUAACUGCUAACGGCUAGCUUGUGGCGCUAUGAUGGCGGAGCUGGUGCAGGGACAGGCCUCGAUGAACCAGCCGGGGCUGAAGUCAGACGGCCUGGCCGAUGUUUUACAGAGGGCCCGGCAGAUGGUGGGUAAAAUGGGCGGAGAAGCCAUGUCCCACCUCAACAGCUCCUCAGGAAGUGUUGAGCCCUCGCUGUACUACCCUGGACAGAAACGACCAGGAGAGGACGGAGUAGGUAACCAGCUCGCUGCCAUGGGGCACCAAAGCAGGGUAAUCACAGAGGAUUACAAGGUCCCUGACAGGAUGGUGGGCUUCAUUAUUGGUCGAGGAGGAGAACAAAUCACCAGGAUCCAGUUGGAGUCCGGCUGCAAGAUCCAGAUUGCUGCUGACAGUGGGGGUCUGAUGGAGCGGCCGUGUUCUCUGACCGGUACUCCGGAGAGCAUCGAGCGAGCAGGAGUAAAGAUGAUGAUGAUCCAGGACGGUCCGAUGCCGACAGGAGCCGACAAACCUCUUCGUAUCUCUGGAGACCCGUACAAAGUGCAGGCGGCGAGGGAGUUGGUGUUGGAGGUGAUCAGGGAGAAGGAUGGAGAUUUCAGGUCAGGACGCAACGACUUCAGCGCUCGACUGGGAGGAACCAACCUGGAUGUUCCAGUUCCCAGGUUUGCUGUUGGAAUUGUGAUCGGCAGAAAUGGAGAAAUGAUCAAGAAAAUCCAGAAUGAUGCAGGAGUCCGAAUCCAGUUUAAAGCAGAUGAUGGCAUCAGUCCGGAGCGUGUUGCCAUGGUGAUGGGACAACCAGACCGCUGUCAGCACGCUGUCCACCUCAUCAAUGAGCUCAUCCAGACCGCACAGGAGCGCGAUGGCUUUGGCUCAGCCCUGCGGGGCGGGAGGGUCAGAGGUCGCAGUGACUGGACUAUGGGCUCUCCAGGUCCGCUACAGGAAGUGACCUACACCAUCCCUGCGGACAAGUGUGGCUUGGUUAUCGGCAAAGGUAGGAGGACAAAUGUGUUUCUCAGCCUCCAC
Paralichthys olivaceus (Japanese flounder) is the source of this 1129-nucleotide messenger RNA. The record is from RefSeq and is a predicted model, not a curated record. NCBI's taxonomy places the organism in Eukaryota, Metazoa, Chordata, Actinopteri, Pleuronectiformes, Paralichthyidae.